CUGAUAGAUUUUUAAAUUUUUAGUCUAUGCCCGUAAUGGCGGCGCUUCGCUAACAAGAGUCAAAGUCGUGUAAUUAAUUUCGUAAAUGUAAAAAAGCAAUCAUGUCGGGAGAAAAUACUGAAGUAGAAACGUAUUUCGGUAAAUGUAGGUGUUGUCUUUCCUACGGCUACCUAAAAAACAUGUGGAUAGAACAUAAAUACGAGGGAGAAACAGAGAUUUACGGCGAGAUGCUAGUCCAAUGUUUUGCUUUGACUUGGAAUAUAUCUGAGGAAGCUAUGGAUCACGAUCAGAUCUGUGAGUCCUGCAUCGGUCGGCUGCGAGAUGCUAAUGAGUUCAAGAAGAUUGUCAUGGACGCACAAGAGGAACUUCUACAGCAGGUUGAUGCUAUAGAAGUCAAAGAAGAAAAAAUGGAAGCAGAGUUUCUUGAAGACAAUGAGAGUGAUGGAGACAUACAGACGGAGUACGCUGAAAUAGAACCUAAGGGUGAGAGCGUCCAAAUUGAGACGGAGUAUGAAGAAGUAGAGUAUUUAGAGGAGGACGAUGACGGGACUAAUCAAACUGUUGAUACUGAUUCUUCACAACUGACGGACCAGCCCACGCCUGCGAGACGGAAGAAGCAGCCAAGACAACAAGACCCGGAUGACGACGAGCCAAAAAGAAAAUGGCCAAAAAAACUACCGAAAGCAGAAAGGCAUAAAACAUACAAGCAAUAUUCUGAAGAAGACCUUAGAAACUGCUUGGAGGAGGUCAGGAAUCAGGAGUUGUCUAUCAAUGAAGCGGCAAAGAGGUAUAAUAUCCCUAUGAAGACUAUUUGUGGAAGAUUGAGAGAGGAACCUAAAGAUGUCCAGAUUGACAAUACAACGAAAUCCAAAUUGGAAUCAAAACUAAAGAAAGCGAGGACAAAACUAACCAUAUUUAAGACAACCUCGGUAAUGGAUGCGAAAACUAAAAAGCUUAUCGAACUCAAUAAAUUAAAGGCAAAACAAAACAAUCUGAAAGCUAACAACGUUAAAAAAGACAAAGAAAAUGAUGAAGAGGUGAAAGUAUUCGCUGCUGAGAUCAUAGAACCAAAAAUUGAAGAAAUAGAUGAACCGGUUGAUGCUGAAAAAAUACGAACGCGAUAUAAAGCAAUAGUGAACGAGAAAUUCAAGGAAGGCAACAGAGAGCCCGAGAAAGCUGAAGUUAACGAAAUGAAUAAACACAAAGAGAAUAUAAAAACUAUUUUAGUUCAUUCUAACGCUACAUUAAUCAAAGCGCUUGGGAGUAACGGGUACUAUUGUCACUUUUGUGGCAUACAGACAGAAAAGCCACUUGAUUUGAAACGGCAUAACUUAGCAUCUCAUAGCGUUGUCAAUGAUGAAGUAAUUAAAGUAAAAUACGUGUCCAACUUAGUUUUAAGGCUAGAUAUUACAGACCUCAAGUGUAAACUAUGCGAUGAAAAUAUUGAUACUUUAGAAGAUUUUUUCGAUCACCUAACCAAAAUUCAUAAUAAAGUCAUGCAUACUGAUAUCAAAAAUCAUAUCAUUCCCUUCAAAUUUAAUACCGAGUCUCUUGAAUGUGUGAUUUGUAGGAAGGAGUAUAAAUUUUUCAAGUUACUUUCAGAGCAUAUGAGCGAACACUAUAGAAAUUACGAAUGUUCGUCAUGUGAGCGAGCAUUCGUGAACAAACAAGCAAUGCAAAGUCAUAGCUAUAGACAUAAUAAAGGACUCUUUAAAUGCUCUCAUUGUCCAAAAGUUUUCGAUUCGAGACCCAAAAAAAGUGUUCACGAACGAGUCAUCCAUGCUUGGUCGAAUAAAACACGAAAAUGCGCUUUCUGCAGCGAAAGAUUCGCCACGAAAGACAUGGUACAGAGCCACGAAGUAAAAGUGCAUGGCGUCAAACCUACAGUAUAUUCUUGCCAAGCUUGCAACAAGUCUUAUACUAGCCAGGGAUCCUUGAUAACUCACAGAAGAAGGUUCCACUUAAUGGUGAGACCUCACAAGUGCUCGUUUUGUGAGAUGGCAUUUUUCUCCAAAAUAGAACUGAGGUCCCAUACAGUUACUCAUACCAAAACGAGGGAUUUUAAAUGUGAAAUGUGUUCGAAGACGUUCGGUACGCGAUGUAGCUUGAACCAGCAUGUUAAGACCCACUUGGACGAUCGGAAAUUUAACUGCGGGGUUUGUGAUCGCGGCUUCGUACAUAGGACAACUUGGAGAGUUCAUAUGAGGACUAAGCAUAGUAAAAUCGUGUAGAUUGUCUCAUAUUUGAGCACCUUCAACGUAUGUUUGACGGCCGGUGCCGCGACAAAAUGUUUUUAAUCAUGUUUUACUAUCGUAAAUCACUAACUAUUACGGUUUUAUUUUACGGUACUAUUGCGGAACGGAAAGUAAAUUAUGCCAAAGGCAUAAAUGACCCGAGCAAAACCCAGAUUGAGGGGUUACCGUCGCUGUAGAGUCAACAAUGAGAUGCCUUGGUUCUUGAGAGUCCAUGGCACUUCGGGCUACACUACCAGCGGAUCGCUCCCUGGUUGUUGACCGCAGCUUCAGCGCUCUUGCUGCCCAUCCUCAGGGGCCCAAUACCCCCUGCCGGAGUGUCUAUAUGGUUGAACGCCCUGACGGCCCGCAACCUGCUCGAGCGAUGGCCAUCAAAGUCUUAAGGAGAUACCGCACCAUCUCCUUUCAAGCGGCAAGCCGUCUUAACAUAUCAUGGAGAACAAAAUUAUUCGCAGAGAUUAAAUAAAUAUUCAAAUUUCAGAAUAUUGAUAUAAAUAAACCGCCCCUGGUGGGUGGAAAAGCUCGGGGCAGCCUAAUACCAUAGCUAUUCUCUGCUAAAGUUUAACUAAUCUUUAUAUUUUUUGUAUGUUUCAACUAUGACUUUGUGAUGUUUUACUUUUUAAAAUAAAUACACCUUUUAUUUUGAUACAACCUUUGACUUUUAAUUAUUAUUAUUAUAUUAGCAUUACAUCAGCCCUUUC
Helicoverpa armigera (cotton bollworm) is the source of this 2953-nucleotide messenger RNA. Its product is annotated as zinc finger and SCAN domain-containing protein 12-like. Gene Ontology annotation, biological process: regulation of transcription by RNA polymerase II. NCBI's taxonomy places the organism in Eukaryota, Metazoa, Arthropoda, Insecta, Lepidoptera, Noctuidae. The coding region runs from base 102 to 2231 and encodes 709 amino acids. The transcript has 5 exons. Gene Ontology annotation, cellular component: nucleus. Gene Ontology annotation, molecular function: RNA polymerase II transcription regulatory region sequence-specific DNA binding; zinc ion binding; DNA-binding transcription factor activity, RNA polymerase II-specific. The record is from RefSeq and is a predicted model, not a curated record.